Fusarium graminearum PH-1 is the source of this 660-nucleotide messenger RNA. RefSeq lists its product as uncharacterized. Bases 1 to 660 code for a protein of 219 amino acids. The transcript is spliced from 2 exons. Lineage: Eukaryota; Fungi; Ascomycota; Sordariomycetes; Hypocreales; Nectriaceae. The record is from RefSeq and is a predicted model, not a curated record.
AUGGCCCAAAACACUACCGGUGCCAGUGCAACUGGCGAUGCAGACGCAAACACUGGCUUCUGGAAGGAACUCGACUCAUGGAAGACACCCGUCACCAAGGAGGUUGGUCCUACAGUGGAAGUCGGAUCUAAAGCGCCGUGGUCUCAAUAUCUCCGUUUACCAGAUGGAAGGCCUACACUAGUAGUGUUCCUCCGCCACUGUGGAUGCCCUUUUGCUGAGAAAACCUUCAGAUCUCUUACCGACCUCUCGGGCAAGGUCCCAAAUGUCCACUGUAUUGCUGUCUCCCACUCAUCGGAAGAAGCCACAGACAAUUGGCUGCCUCAAGUCGGUGGUACUUGGAACGUUGACAUGGUGAUCGACGAGCAGCGAGAUCUGUAUGCCAAAUGGGGCCUGGGUAUUUCAUCGACAUGGCAUGCAGUGAACCCCUUCACAAUGUGGAACGUAUUCAGCCUCGGCAAGAAUGAGGGCAUAUGGAACAGACCAACAGAGAGCGGCUCACGAUGGCAGACAAGCGGAGCGUUUGCUGUCGACCGUGAUGGAACUAUACGUUGGGUGCAGGUGGCGAGAACAGCAGAUGAUAUGCCUGAUCUCAAGGCGGCCAUGACUGCACUUGGUUUUCCACCUCCAGAAAACAAACGCCGUUCUAGGCACGAUCUUUAA